Molecule: messenger RNA, 765 nt
Organism: Closterium sp. Naga37s-1
Lineage: Eukaryota; Viridiplantae; Streptophyta; Zygnematophyceae; Desmidiales; Closteriaceae
Source: the annotation of a GenBank genome assembly
AUGCACUCUAUUCGUCUCUCGUUCCCUCUCAUCCUCUUCCAUCCUCUCCCAUCCCCCCUCCACGCCCUAUUCCAUUCCCAAUCCCUCUCCUCCACUUCCAUCCUCUCUCAUCCCCUCACCUGCCCUCUAUUCCCCUCUCGUUCACUCUCAUCCUCUCUCAUCUGCUCUCGUCCCCUCUCCACGCCCCAUUCCUCUCUCAUUCCUCCUCUUCCCCUUCCAUCCCCUUUAAUCCCCUUUCAUCCCCAGUCAUCCUUCUCGUCCCCUCUCGUCCUCUCCCAUUCAGGGUUCUGCCCUCAUUCCACUCUCCACAUACAUCCUCUUUCAUCCUCUCUCGACCGUACUCAUCCCCUCUCAUCCCCUUUCCUCCUUUCCCGUACCCUCACAUGCCUUCUAUCCCCCUUUCAUUCCCUCUCAUCCCCUCUCGUCCUCUCUCGCCCCCUCUCCAGGCCCUCUCCUCUCAGUCCCUCUCGUCCUCUCUCGUACACUCUCCUGCCCUCUGAUCCACUCACUAUCCCUCUCAUCAUCUCUCAUCCCCUCUCACCCCCUUUUACUCCCCUCAUUUUCACUUGCUUCACUUCUCAUUCCUGUUCAUCCUUUCUCUUCCUCUCUCCUGCCAUAUAUGCCCCUCACUUUCCUGCUCAUUUCCCUCUCCUCCCCUUUCAUUCCCUUCCACCCCCGCUCAUCCACUCGCCUGUCACUCACUUUCAUCAUUUUUUGUACCGUCCCCUGCUUUCUAUUCCCCUCUCAUUUGUUGGAAACAUAUAG